This is a messenger RNA of Tupaia belangeri chinensis (Chinese tree shrew), 5266 nucleotides long. It is a transcript of the gene GIT2, whose product is annotated as GIT ArfGAP 2. The transcript has 20 exons. NCBI's taxonomy places the organism in Eukaryota, Metazoa, Chordata, Mammalia, Scandentia, Tupaiidae. Bases 146 to 2425 code for a protein of 759 amino acids. The record is from RefSeq and is a predicted model, not a curated record. Gene Ontology annotation, molecular function: GTPase activator activity; small GTPase binding. Gene Ontology annotation, biological process: synaptic vesicle recycling; brain development; regulation of ARF protein signal transduction. Gene Ontology annotation, cellular component: synapse.
UGCGUGCUGCGCCGGGGCUGCGAGGCGCUGAGGGGAGAGGCGCCGCCGCCAGCGCCGCGGUGGGACCCGUUAGAGCGGAAGCGCUGCCGCCGCGGUCUUCGCGGUCCCGGGGCAUCUCGUUCCCGGCAGGUGGGAGGCGGGAGCCAUGUCGAAGCGGCUCCGGAGCAGCGACGUGUGCGCUGACUGCAGCGGGCCAGAUCCUUCCUGGGCGUCAGUAAAUAGGGGGACUUUCAUAUGUGACGAGUGCUGCAGUGUCCAUCGGAGUCUAGGGCGCCAUAUCUCCCAAGUAAGGCAUCUGAAACACACGCCAUGGCCGCCAACACUGCUUCAGAUGGUCGAAACCCUGUAUAAUAACGGUGCUAAUUCUAUAUGGGAGCAUUCUCUGCUGGACCCUGCCUCUAUUAUGAGCGGAAGACGCAAAGCUAAUCCACAGGAUAAAGUACAUCCCAAUAAAGCAGAAUUCAUCAGAGCCAAGUAUCAGAUGUUAGCAUUCGUCCAUCGCUUGCCCUGCCGGGAUGAUGAUAGUGUGACUGCCAAAGACCUUAGCAAGCAACUCCAUUCAAGCGUGAGAACAGGGAAUCUCGAAACCUGUUUGAGACUGUUAUCUUUGGGAGCACAAGCCAACUUCUUUCAUCCUGAAAAAGGAAACACCCCGCUCCAUGUAGCUUCCAAAGCAGGGCAGAUUUUGCAGGCUGAGUUACUAGCAGUAUAUGGAGCAGACCCAGGCACACAGGAUUCCAGUGGGAAAACGCCUGUCGAUUACGCAAGGCAAGGAGGGCACCAUGAACUGGCCGAACGCCUUGUAGAAAUCCAGUAUGAGCUGACUGACAGACUAGCCUUCUAUCUCUGUGGCAGGAAACCAGAUCACAAAAAUGGACAGCACUUUAUAAUACCUCAAAUGGCAGACAGCAGCCUGGAUUUGUCUGAAUUGGCAAAAGCUGCUAAGAAGAAACUUCAAUCUCUAAGUAAUCAUUUGUUUGAAGAACUUGCCAUGGAUGUGUACGAUGAAGUUGACAGGCGAGAGACUGAUGCAGUCUGGCUUGCCACGCAAAACCACAGCACCCUGGUAACCGAGACAACGGUCGUCCCCUUCCUCCCCGUCAACCCCGAGUACUCGUCAACACGAAACCAGGGCAGACAGAAAUUAGCUCGAUUUAAUGCCCACGAGUUUGCCACUCUGGUCAUCGACAUUCUCAGCGACGCCAAGAGGAGACAGCAGGGCAGUCCUCUCUCUAGUUCAAAAGACAAUGUGGAACUCAUCUUGAGAACCAUCAAUAAUCAGCAUAGUGUUGAGAGUCAAGACAACGACCAGCCAGACUACGACAGCGUGGCAUCAGAUGAAGACCCAGAUUUGGAAACCACUGCAAGCAAGGCGAACCGGCAGAAGAGCCUAGAUUCAGAUUUAUCAGAUGGACCAGUCACUGUACAGGAAUUUAUGGAGGUCAAAAACGCUCUAGUGGCUUCUGAGGCCAAGAUACAACAGCUAAUGAAGGUGAAUAACAACUUGAGUGACGAGCUGAGAAUUAUGCAGAAAAAGCUUCAAACACUCCAGAGUGAAAAUUCGAACCUCAGGAAACAGGCCACAACCAAUAUAUAUCAGGUGCAGACUGGUUCUGAGUACACAGACACUUCCAGCCACUCUUCCUUAAAGAGACGUCCAUCUGCCCGGGGCAGUAGGCCCAUGUCCAUGUACGAGACGGGAUCGGGUCAGAAACCGUAUCUCCCAAUGGGAGAAGCGAGCCACCCUGAAGAGAGCAGGACGAGACUCCAGCCCUUCCCUGCACACAUCGGGAGGAGUGCACUUGUGACCUCCUCUUCAUCUCUGCCCUCCUUCCCCUCCACACUUUCCUGGUCGAGGGACGAAAGCACCCGAAGGGCAUCUAGGUUGGAGAAACAGAACAGCACACCUGAGAGUGACUAUGAUAACACUCCCAACGACACGGAGCCAGAUGACUUGGGGUCAAGCCAAAAGGGAAGGCAAAGGAGUAUGGUGUGGCCGGGGGAUAGCUCAGUCCCAGAUACGGCAGAACCCCACGCAGCCCCGAACCCCACUCUUCCCAGCACUGAAGAUGUCAUCCGGAAGACCGAGCAGAUCACCAAAAACAUACAGGAGCUCUUGAGGGCAGCCCAGGAGAAUAAACAUGACAGUUAUAUUCCCUGCUCUGAGAGGAUCCAUGUAGCUGUGACAGAAAUGGCAGCACUGUUCCCCAAAAAACCCAAGUCCGACCUGGUGAGGACUUCCCUGCGCUUGCUGACAUCCAGUGCCUACCGGCUCCAGUCUGAGUGCAAGAAGACUCUCCCAGGGGAGCCCGGCUCGCCCGCGGACGUACAGCUCGCCACGCAGCAGGUCAUCCAGUGCGCGUAUGACAUCGCCAAGGCCGCCAAGCAGCUGGUCACCAUCACCACCAAAGAGAACAACAACUGAGCGGUGGCCACCGGCCCUCCUAUUUUCUAAGCUUUUUAAAUCCUGAUUUUGAAUUUAGACACGGAACUCUUCAGAUUUUUACACAGAGAAGCAUUUAAUGAUGGUUUAAAACUUUUUAAAAAGAAAACUCAGUAUUAUUUUUGCAUGUUUUCUAACAAAUUUUCAACUAUUAAUUUAACCCACUUGCCUUAUUUCAUGCCUGUUUGCCAGUUUAGUGGUGUCGUCAACGACUGUCAAGGUCAUAAUCUCUUGUGUCCAAAAGGACAGUUUCAUUGUUUGAAUUAGUUAAAAUAUUUCCAUCCCUUAAAACUCCCUGCCUAGGGCUAAAACUAUAAUGAGAUCUUUAGCAAAACAUUUUCUUGAGAGAGUUGGGUUAAAGAAAAAAAAUGAACAUUAUCUGUUCCCGACCAAGCAUUGUGCAAUAAGUGAAUUUUCCAGCCUACUGCAAAAUCUCUAUGUUUGGGGUAUCUCCAAACAGGUAUGUAGAGAAAGGACUUUGCCACUUUCUAAAAAAUAGCGUAACGGUCUCUCUUGGGAGGAAACGAUGAGUUGAUCCAUUUCUUCUGACGUUCUAUUAUGUUCUGUUAUUUAAUGUUUUUUAUCUCGAUCUCCUAUCUCUUUAUGUUGUACUCUCAUCCUCAAGUCUCCAUAGAGUCAGAGAGCAGUCACUGUCUGGAGCGUGUCUCAUUUGGCCGGUCAGGGUAGGGACCCCACAUGCAUCGUCACUAUCGUCGAGGGUGCUGCUGUCCCUGUGAGCCAGGCAGUUUAUUCAGAACAUGCGGCAGAGAGAAGGCCCAGCCAACAAGCCAUACCUAAUCCUAUACCACCCAGCCAGAUAUCAACGUGUCACUGCCAGGAACUGAAGGGAAAAGAAGGAAUCUUCUUCUCCCUUUGAUUUUUCAUGCAAAUUUCAGCUACUCCUUUCACCACUCUCAGCUGGCUCACACGAGCCCCUUUGCAUUUCUCAUCUUUUAAGGACUUCUCAUAAGGUAAAAUGUACAAGUUAUCCGAGUUGGUUUCUGCUUCAUAACCUCACUGGUUCUUAGAAAGUAGCCAACUUUCAAGACUUCCUUCAAGAGCUUGCUCUAGCUGACUGCCAGCGCUCCCAGAGCUACCAGAGAGCCCAGGCUGGAGUUCUGGAGCAUGCUGAGAGUGUUUUGUAAAGUGUUUCGGAAUGUCAGAGCAUCUUCCUGUCCCAGCUUCAUGUGGCUCUGGUUCAGACUCUCACCUGACAGCAGGUGCUGGGGAUGGAUGAGGUGAGCAGGGUGUGCAGCUGGGGAGGUUGGAGGAGGAUCUGGGGAGCCAUGGCCCUCCCAAUAGAGAAAGCAGCUCCCAGCUCCCCUCAUGUGGCCAUGUGGAAAUGUAGGCCUGGGGUUGCCAGAACCUGGAUUUUUCAAGAGACUCUAGAAAUCUGGAUCCGUGUGCAUGCGUGUGCUAUUCCUCAUGUAUACAUGUUGGCAACCAGUAUGAACAUUUCCACAGAACACAUGUAGGUGAGCUGCAGCCUGUAGCCUGCCAGCCCAUGGCCUCUGCCAUGGGGUCUGUAAACUGCGCAGCGUGAGGGCUCGGCUCCCCUGUGCACUGCCAGGUUAGCCUCUGAGCCCAACCUGUCACGUAGCUGUCCCGCCCUGUGUUCAGUUCUGUCAGAGUUCUGUCACCCAUGUAUUCUGUCCCAUAGUGGUCAUUAGCACAUGUGGAAAAGUCACAGUAAUCAGAGUACAAAUUGCCUCUACUCUCACAGAACUGUUUGGUUCAUAGCUUGACCUUAUGCUCUUCCAAAAGUAGCACCAUGACAGUUAUUGCUACAUCAUGGUGGAGGAUGCUUCUGUCGCGUUCUGCUACCCUGUGGGUAGAUGGGAAAAGGGUCCACUUCUCCAAAAGACUCGUCGCACAGCCUGAGUGCCGCACUGCUGCUGGAUGUCCAGGGGAGGCCUCCCAGCAGGGGCCUCCCACGGUUUGAGCACCGUCUGAUAACCUUGGCCACAUGCUCCGUGUACUUAGCUGGCUGGCCCUCUUUCUCGCACACACCUGCCCUCCUGCCUUGGGAAAGGACCCUGAGCUGGUGCCCUUAGCCUCCCACAGGACAUGGGCUUCUGCAGAGACUUCUGGAAAAUGAAUUGUCUGCAGUAGGUGAAGCGACGUCUUCUCUAGAACACUUGGGGACCUGCACUAGAGGACAUUGUCUGUGCCCUCAGAAAAAAAUCAAGGAACACGGGGACCAACAAAGCAUUUCCAGUUACAAGAUCACCACAGAAGAAUUUGGUUAACCCGCAGUGCCAAAACUCCGAACAGAAGUUCCCGGGUGAGAGACCCGCGAGCAGGGCUGCAAGUCAUCCUUAUCGUGUGCCCCGCUCAUUCUCUUGGCUUCAUCCCGGAUCUGGUGUCAGAGUUCUCUGCUCCUGUUGGCAAAUCACACCCGGUCUGAACCCUUGUUCCGGCCACCUUUUGCACAUGGAUGCCACAGCCUUUGCACUAGUGACUGCAUUCCGUCAUUUCCCCCCCCUUACCCUCAGUUAUCCCUCCCUCCCCAUGCACCCCCUCCGUGCCCCCAAAGCUGAUAGGACAGAGGUUGCACUUUAUGAAACCGGCACUUGGCUGAACAGAAGGAAACUGCCCUGCCCCCCACGCUCCUCUCACUGAAAUCAUCUGCCUUCGAAUGCGAAUAGUUCUUAUUUGCCAAAGAGCAACGAAUGGGGCCCAAAGAUCAAAUGCAGCAUUUCCUGAAACCGGAACUAUGAACACGCGGCUCGGGCACUGUCACUCAAUUCCUUGAGUGAUUUCAGUUGCAGAACCAAGAGUGGAACUGGUACAUGUUUGUCCUCGACAGCAUCUGUGAGCUUU